This is a messenger RNA of Alternaria viburni, 1056 nucleotides long. RefSeq lists its product as uncharacterized. Bases 1 to 1056 code for a protein of 351 amino acids. The record is from RefSeq and is a predicted model, not a curated record. The transcript has a single exon. Lineage: Eukaryota; Fungi; Ascomycota; Dothideomycetes; Pleosporales; Pleosporaceae.
AUGACCGAUGAGCGAUGCAAGGAGAUCUACACAGAGCUACGAGAUCUGUCGAGGACUGGCUACAAGAACCCAGACGGCAGCCCGCGCCUACAUAGAGACCCUUCAAUCGAAACCAAGGUCCAAGCGCGCAUGGAGGUUUUGCUCCCAAAUCAUGUAAGGAUAUCCUCGUACAAACUGGUUAUGAUGAAUACGCUGACUUUGUACGCUAUGAUGCAGGACAGCCUAGAGAAGUACAAAGCCUGGUGUCGUGAGAGGACCAAGCUCAGUCGACAGCUUCCAGAGCCUGCAAGCGCCGACGAGAUCAUCAAGGCCAUAGGAGAAGUGGACUUACUCGACCCAAUUUCACGCGGAAACCUAUGCGACCUACUCGGGACCGACUUGUACUCUCAUAUCGACAUUGGAACGUAUGGCAAGUACCACUACUGUCUGAGGUCAGACCUAUUCCAGUUGAGGCCGGAAGAUCACGACAUUGAUUGGAACGACGAACGCGAGCCGAUGCCUAGUUGUAUCCUUGGUAUCAACCUGUCGAAGACAGUUCCGUGGACGGGAGACAGACGUAAGGAGCACAGCUCGGACGAGUCUGGUAGCAGCAACAUCUCCACUGGUAACGAUGGCACCGGGUUCGUAUUCAUGCAACUAGGCAGAGUGUGCUACCUCGAUGACUCCAGAAAGCAGAAGUACCACAACGACAGCAAGUUCCCCAUACAGAUGCCGUGGUUGGACUCCGGCUUCGUUCUCGUUGUAGUAGUCCGAGACGACGGAAGUGCGGGAGCCCCGUGGCUGCUAUUCAACUUCACGCCAGUACACGAACUGGAGGGCAACCGGUUCCGCAUCCCGCAGACUGACGACGAGUGGGGGACGCUUCCAGGCUCUGGUAACCAGUAUGUUGCCGUAAAAAUUGGGGAGGAUAUUGGUGAGCUCGGAUUUGACAAGCAAUGGGUCAUGACGAGCCGGUUCGGUGAUGACUACAAUCCCCAGCUUGUCGCUGUGGUAAAUACGUCAUCUACCUCGAGAGGAAAGCUCGUGCGACAGAAGAUCUUUGAGGAGGGUCGUUGA